AUGCAGCGCUCGCGGUUGCAACGAGCAACCUGCAAAGCUUUCGACACAGAGUCGUGGGAACAAUUACAGCGGGGUGAGUUUUCGACCACAUGGGAUAGGGCUCUCAAUAUUGGGGGAAUGGGAGCGAAUGUACAAGAUAUGUCGAUCUCUGCUAGGAAGUCGUUCCUUAUGGUGUAUUGUGUAGCUCGAUGUGUAGUGCCGUAUGUGGAUAUGGUGGUUCAGUGCUGUAUGGAAUUGGAGGUCCUGAUUCAAACAUCAGGACAUUAUCAACGAGAUACGUCAUGGGGACCACGAGCAGUUGACCCAAAACUAGAAUGGAGUUGUGAGUGCCGUCUUUCUCUCUCUCGCAUAAUCGGUCAAAUGGAUUACAAAAUCCAGCUUUCAACUGCUCAACUUGAGCCCCCCGAAGAACAACGUCGUCGUUUCGAAAUUGAGUGCGAGUUUGUUCAAGCCCUUGCGAACCCUCAUUACGUGAAUUUUCUUGCACAGCGUGGAUUUUUAAAAGAACAACAUUUCAUCAACUACUUAAAGUAUUUACUAUACUGGAAACAGCCAGAAUAUUCAAGAGCUCUAAAAUAUCCUCAAUGCUUACACUUGUUAGAAUGCCUUCAGUGUCCAAACUUCCGCGAAGCGCUCACAUCAGGAGCAAAUGCGAAAUUCAUAGAAGACCAACAAGUGCUUCAGUGGUUGUACUAUUUGCGAAAACGGCAGCGAUUACAUGUGAAUCCUGAGGCAGCAGAAGAUGGAGAGGGGAAGUCUCAUGAUGACUCUGAUGAUGAUCUUGAUGGAGGAAAGACCGGUUCGGAUGUGAUACAUUGA
Messenger RNA from Necator americanus (New World hookworm), 819 nucleotides. RefSeq lists its product as uncharacterized. Gene Ontology annotation, cellular component: core mediator complex; mediator complex. The record is from RefSeq and is a predicted model, not a curated record. Bases 1 to 819 code for a protein of 272 amino acids. Gene Ontology annotation, molecular function: transcription coregulator activity. The transcript has 9 exons. Gene Ontology annotation, biological process: regulation of transcription by RNA polymerase II. Lineage: Eukaryota; Metazoa; Nematoda; Chromadorea; Rhabditida; Ancylostomatidae.